Messenger RNA from Beauveria bassiana ARSEF 2860, 216 nucleotides. Its product is annotated as nitrogen assimilation transcription factor nirA. NCBI's taxonomy places the organism in Eukaryota, Fungi, Ascomycota, Sordariomycetes, Hypocreales, Cordycipitaceae. The transcript has 2 exons. The record is from RefSeq and is a predicted model, not a curated record. Bases 1 to 216 code for a protein of 71 amino acids.
AUGGGUCUGCACAAUGUACGCGAGGAACACUGCGCCAUUGAGCCUGAUGUCCUCGCAAAAACAUUAUGGGGAACAUUUACACUCGACCAUGCAUGGCCGAUGGUAAAGGGUGAGCUGCCACACUGCUUGCCUGCACUGCACCGCCCACCCAUGCCAGUAAUUGCUACCGACUUUAAGACGUCGUCGUGGGCCCCAUAUGCGGACGGUGGUAAGUGA